AUGACGGAAGAUCUACUGAUUGGUAUACGAAAUUUUAUUCAGCCGUAUUUACCAUUAUUAAAUACUCACAAUGUUGAUUAUUUAACGCGUGAUCAUUGGACUACCUAUGUACCAGAUUGGGUUCGACAAGCAGAACGAAUGAAUCUUUAUCAUCUAUUUGAACAACGAUAUCAAGAGUGUUCACCAGCACAACAUCGACUGGAAGAACUAAUUGAUGAUAUUGUCGGAUGGAAGAAGAAAAUCGAACAAAUUACUUACACACGAGAAAGAUUUCAAGAUGAAGUUUUGCGAAACAAAGUUCAGCCCAAGCCAUACCUCUGCACCAGUCGAACAUUUAUGAGUCAGAAAAAAGAACAUGAAGUAGAAAUUUUAGCUCCAGUGAUUCAUCAAUUGGCGAAUAUGGCUAAGGCGGAAGCGGUUAUCGAUUAUGGAAGUGGCCGUGGCUAUUUAGGUGUACAGAUUUCUCAUGAUUAUGAACGAAAUGUUCUUGGAAUUGAAUCCUGUGAGGCCACUGUUCAUAGUGGUGAACGACGAGUGGAACUUUUAGCAAAACAUCAGAAGGAAUCAAUCGACGAACCCAAGUACAGAACGACAUCAACUAUAGUUACAAGUGAAACAAAUUUUGAAAAACUAUUCUAUCAAACAUUCCAUUCUCAUUCGUCAUCGUUUCUUCUCUGUGGUCUUCAUGCAUGUGGAUCUCUCUCAUGUUCACUUAUUUAUCACUUUGUUGAAAAAUCAAGUGUACGCGCUAUCGCCAAUGUCGCAUGUUGUUAUCAUUUAUUAGAAGAAAAAUUCGUACCGAAUCCUUUCACAAAACAUUGCAGCGAAAAUGAUCCAUGUAGCUUUCCAUUGAGUCACCAGUUAAUCAAAGAAAAAACAAAAUUGGGGCGAAAUGCACGCAUGCUUGCCGUGCAAUCGUUUGAACGAAAUAAAGAAGAUGAAACGUUGAAUGCCGGUUUAUGGUACCGAUCAUUGAUGCAAGUUAUUCUUAUGGAAGUUUAUGGACUGACAACGGGUUUAGAAGAUAUUAAGCUAGGUAAAAUCAAUCGCCGACCAUUGACAUUCGAAGGAUAUGUUUGGAAAGCAUUAGAAAAGCUAAAACUAGACAAAACAAAAAUCACGUCGGAUAUUAUUCAAGAUUACUGGAAACGUUAUGAAUCUCAGCAACCUCAAUUGCAUACAUUCGUUCAACUAAAAGUUCUGUUUUCUGGUUUAAUUGAAAUGAUGAUUCUACUCGAUCGACUCGUUUUCCUUCAACAAUCUAUUCCAUCGGCGUCAUCCUAUCUAGUGGCACUUUUCGAUCCAAUUAAAUCACCACGUCGUUGGUGCUUAAUUUCAAUAAAACCAAACGAUCAGUCGGAAUGA
Messenger RNA from Adineta ricciae, 1365 nucleotides. The record is from the annotation of a GenBank genome assembly. NCBI's taxonomy places the organism in Eukaryota, Metazoa, Rotifera, Eurotatoria, Adinetida, Adinetidae.